AUGACUCUAUGGAAAGCUUACCUGAUCUCGUUUGAGUCAGUCUGGCCAGUGAUUGUGGCUAAGCUGGGGGCGGGCAUGCAGGAGGAGAAAGACUGCUUUGCGUCCAUGCUGGUGCAGGUGUUGGGGGUGAAGGAGAGUGGUGAUUUGAAGGAAGGGUUUGGGUUCUCUGUGGAGCAUCUUCUCUUCAGGGGGCUGGAGAAGGAGCAUGCAGAGGGGAGGAGGGGAGCUGGAGGGAAGGCUGCAGAGAAAGCGCAAGGGAAGGGGAAGGGGAGAGGGUUGGCUGAGGAGAAGGGUGUUGAGAAAACACAAGGGAAGGGGAAGGGGAGAAGGCGGGCUGGGGAGAAGGGUGUUGAAGAGAUGCAUGGGAAGGGCAAGGGCAUAUGGGAGGCGUCACGUGGGAAGGACGAUGGGAGACACGGAGAGGACGAGACAGAGGGCAAGCCAGAGCAUUGGGAGGAUGCGGAGCUGUUUUUGCAUGAUGGCAACAAUGCGAGCAAGAUGCAGGUAGAGAGUGCCGCUAUUCUGGUGGCCAGGAGGAGGCUACGGCAGCACGGCUUCAAGCAGAGAAGUGGGAUGAGUGGAGGGGCCAGAGCAGGUGUAGGGCGAUCUGCGCCUGCUCCUGCUGCUGCAAGGAUUGAUAUGAAUGCUAAACCCAUGCUUGCCAAUAGGUUCGGCGCCAUUCCCAAGCCUUUGGAUGAAAGCAGCGCUGCUUUGAAGUGGGAAGAGUGGCCUCAGGGAGACGAAUUUGCUGUAAAUUUUCCUGUGAACCGCAAGGAGAGGAGUUUUGGGCUUGGGAUUGUGGAGGAGUGUGGAGAGGCGGCUGAGAAGCUGACUCAGGACCCUCCUCAUGACACGUCUGAAGCAGUAAGGGGCGGCAUGCAUGCAAAAGAAGAAGGAUUCAAUGCAGCAGGCAAAGAAAGUGGUGAGGAAGUCAGCGCAUGGUGCGUGAGCAUGUGCUUCGCAGAAUUCAUGCAUUCUGUGUGCAUCGCUGCUCUUAUCACCAACUUUGCCUACCGCUUCGUCAGCCAUCUGUUCUCCCGCGUGCUCUCGGUCUUCCCGCCAUCCUCCCGUGGCUUUGACGAUGUCAUUGAGUGCUUGGACUUCCCACCGCACCUGCCCAGGCUGCUAAACCUGCAUAUGCUGCUGAGGCGAGCCGAGCAGGUGCCUCUGUACUUUCUCAUUCGCAUGACAGUGUGGUUCGCAUAUUUUCUUUUGGGGAUGGGUGAUGAGUUUGAGGAGGAAUACAGUGUUAGAGGGCGGGCGGGGCGGUCCAAGGUGCAAGGCCGCUGGGAUGAUGAGGCAGAUCGGGAGAGAGCGAGGAGUGUAGAGGCGGCAAGAAUGGAGAGAGAAUGGCAGAGGAGUGGGACAUUACAUGGGUUUUUGAGGCAGCAAUCGCACCGAGAAGUUGAGGAGGUGCGGUGGGUGUGGCAAGGCAGCGUGUUGCAGCGAAGAGUGCCAAAAGGCGCACUGGCCCUCCCACACACUCACAUGCCCCGGCAAGAAGAGGAGUGGGGGAGAUGGGAGCAAGGAUUGCGGCAGGGAGACAUCAAAGUACCAGUAGGCAAGUCCUCACCUCGUCCUCACGUGCAGGUUAAUAACUACGGGCGAAUUAACUCGCCCGGCGAUGACAUCCGUGUAGCCAUGGCGAAGAACGCGAGCAAGGCGGCAAGUCCUACCGCCGCCUCUGGUGCGAGCUGUGACGAGGACGACGGAGACGAAGCGAACAGCGACGAGGAGGAUUGGCCGGAGAACGGCCACGACGACAGCACUUCAGGCGACGAUGUAGGUCGUGCUGACAUCGAGGAGGACGACUGGUGGAAUCGGCCGGUCGGGAGCGACGACGAGGUGGAAGAGUGGCAUGUUGGUGAUUCCGACAACGACGGAGGUAGAGAUGCGCAUGGUGACAACGCGGAGGCAGCGGCGGAUGCACAGGAAGCGGCGGUGGAUGCGAAUGAGGAGGCUGACGACGGGGCAGGGGCGGAACUUGAGACAUUUGCGCCUGCUGAUGCGGCCGCAGUUGCGGAUGCGGAAGGCGAGGAAGGCGGCGACGACGACUCAUGGAGCCUUGGGACCGACGACAACGUCCCGCUACUCAAGCGGAGGCUGCGCCAUCGCCUACAGUCCAAGUCAAAGCGGGCCCGCGUGGUGCUCUCUGACGACGACGGUCCGGGGGAGGAGCGUCGCCCAAUACUCACCGCUGCGGAGAAGGGGAAAGCCAAGAUCGCGGAAGCCCCUACUAAGGCCCCUGCUAAAGCCCCUGCUCGUCGCCGCACAAGCAACAAGAAGCUGACAUCCGACGGAGACCCGGGAUCCAGCAAGGGUGCGGCUAAGAAGAAGGCGAAGAAGGCGCUGAAUCCUGAAGACAUCGUCGUGAACGAGCCGCUGGGCAGCGACGAUGAGUACGCGGCGGCGGCGGGCCCGAUUCCCACGUUCCCUGAGAAGGACAACGGGUGGAUGGACGAGAGCGCUGUGCAGACUUGGCUGUCCAAGGAGGUGCUGCCCCAUCUGAACCCCCAGCGCGGCCAGAACGCAAGGCGGGUGAUGCUGGUGUUGGACUCCUACCGCGGUCACAUCACCCAGACCAUGCUUCAGUCGUACCGCACGCACAGCAUCACCCCUGCAGUCAUCCCAGCGGGUUGUACGAGCCAGAUUCAACCCCUGGACGUCUCCAUCAACCGGUGCUUCAAGGCUGCUGUGCGAGCGCGCUACGCCAGGUGGUUCAUGCGUGAAGGGAUUCACCUGAAGACGAAGAAGGGGAACCUGCGGAGGCCUCCACACCCCGUGGUGCUGCAGUGGAUCGCGGAGGCUUGGGAUCAAGUCCCCAAGCAGAUCAUCAUCGACGCGUUCCGCCACUGUGGGAUCUCGAGCAAGCUGGACGGAAUAGAGAACCACCUGGUGAUGUCUCACCUGCGCGCCAGGAGCACCACCGAUGUCUCCGCGGACAUGUCUCUCGAGGGGACCACAGGCGACAACACGCGCCUGCUCGGUCGGGCUCCAGAGGAGGAGGAGGAGGCGAUGCAGGCGGAGGGCGUGCGGGAGGUGGCCGUGGCAACCGGCCUGGAGGUGCUGUACCAGGAGACCCCCAACUACCGCGGAGCGGCGGCCGAGGCUGACCGCAUGAUCGAGCCUAGGGAGACGGCUAGGCAUGCCUGGCGAGUGCCAGACCUGGGUGUAGAGCCUGAUGUUAGUGCAGGUGAGGAGGCGGUGACUGAGGGGGUUAGGUAG
Molecule: messenger RNA, 3225 nt
Organism: Closterium sp. NIES-65
Lineage: Eukaryota; Viridiplantae; Streptophyta; Zygnematophyceae; Desmidiales; Closteriaceae
Source: the annotation of a GenBank genome assembly